GUGCGCCACGGCGCGGCGAGUCACGCGGCCGCAGUGGAGGGGCUCGACUUGGCGGCGGUGCAGGAGCGGCUUCGCCAUGCCCAUCUGGCUUCGACUCUCAGGUGCCGCAAGCACGUCCAGCAUUUGCGCCUGAUCGACGCCGUGCCCGCCGCGGUGAUGCAGUGGGCCGAGGCAGCGGAGCAGCAGCUGAGGCCAGCUCUGCGCGGGCGGGGCAGAGAGCGCUGCGCCGCGCAAGCGACCGCGCGCAAGCUGCGGCGGCUUGGCCGCGCGCUGAUCGCCGACAGGGCGCAGCUCUUCCUGGAGAUCCGCUUCGGGAGCGGGGAGGUCGCCGCUCAUAUUCCCACGCGUGACGGCCACCGCGCGGGCUGGAUUCACGCCGACCUGUUCAUUUCGGCGCUGACGAG
Prorocentrum cordatum is the source of this 404-nucleotide messenger RNA. The record is from the annotation of a GenBank genome assembly. NCBI's taxonomy places the organism in Eukaryota, Dinophyceae, Prorocentrales, Prorocentraceae.